Schistocerca nitens (vagrant locust) is the source of this 4276-nucleotide messenger RNA. RefSeq names its product smoothened homolog (gene smo). Lineage: Eukaryota; Metazoa; Arthropoda; Insecta; Orthoptera; Acrididae. Gene Ontology annotation, molecular function: transmembrane signaling receptor activity; patched binding. Gene Ontology annotation, cellular component: dendrite; cilium; plasma membrane. The coding region runs from base 238 to 3582 and encodes 1114 amino acids. The record is from RefSeq and is a predicted model, not a curated record. The transcript has 13 exons. Gene Ontology annotation, biological process: central nervous system development; smoothened signaling pathway; positive regulation of smoothened signaling pathway.
GUUCAAACUGUCAAUGUGUGUGGUCUAAUAAGAGAUGAAGCUGUGGAAAGUAAAUGAGGUGUUUAGUGUACCUGUGGAAAGGGUGCUUUCUAUGGAAACGACCAGACCAGUAGUACUGUAUUAUAUGACACUAAGUAGGCGCGGACGGUUUUGUAGAAGGAGAGAUACGCUAGAAGACUUGUGAUUUGUUAUUUAUGUGGUUUAAAUAUAAGCUACCCUUAAUGAAGGGCUACUUUAAUGGAACCAAGAAAAACUCUUAUCAUGGAAAUUUUAACAUACGUUAGUCUCUCGAUCCUAUUUGUGUUCACGACGUUUAUUUGUGAAAAUGAAGGAACAAAAUUAUAUUCUGGUGCAAAUACUUCGGAGCCACUGAGUACAACACAUCGAUCAGGGAAUUUUUCUCCUGCAGUAUUCAAAGGAAAGGGAGAAACUGAUGGAAAAACAUUCGUUUCCUUAGGUAGUAUAUCAUCAAAUAUGAUAGACUUGUUCCCUCCAGUAGAAUCACUAAUGUCGCAUGCAAAUGGCAAAUCACAGUACUGCCGACGGCCAGCGAAAUGUCAAAAAUUAAACUACACCAGCUGCAUGGGAAUGAAGCUCCCAUAUGAGUGGACGACAUUGGAACUUGUUCCAGAUGUAGACUCACAGGAUUCUGUUCAGGAAAGGCUUCAGGUGUGGCAAAAGUUAAGAUGUCUGCCCAAGUGCUGGUCUGUGAUCCAACCAUUUCUGUGUGCACUUUAUAUGCCAAAAUGUGAGAAUGAAAUGGUGGACCUGCCAUCACAGGAAAUGUGCAAAGUUACAGUAAGCCCCUGCCGAAUUCUAGAUGUGGAAGGUAUCUGGCCAUCAUUUUUGAAAUGUGAUAAUAUGACCAAAUUUCCACCUAUGUGCAAGAAUGAUGUGCGAGAACUGAAAUUUAAUGUCACCGGACAUUGUCAAGAACCUUUGGUACCAACUGAAAAUUCAAAAGCAUUCUAUGAUGGUACUGACGGAUGUGGAAUACAGUGUGAGGAUCCUCUUUUCACAACAGAUGAACAACAACAGAUACAUAACCUGAUUGGCUGGGCUGGCAGCUGUUGCUUAUUUUUGAAUGUAUUCACAGUGGUAACAUUUUUAAUAGAUUGGCGUUCUGCAAACAAGUAUCCUGCUCUAAUAAUAUUUUACAUCAACUGUUGCUUUCUGGUAUCCUGUACUGGAUGGCUUGCACAAUUCACUCCAGGUGCACGCAAGGAUAUUGUAUGCCGUAAAGAUGGGACACUUAGAAUGUCUGAGCCGAGUGCUGGAGAAAACCUGUCAUGUGUAAUAAUCUUUGUGGUGGUUUAUUAUUUCUUAAUGGCAGCUGUGGUGUGGUUCGUCAUUCUUACAUAUGCGUGGCACUUAAGUUUCCAAGCAUUAGGUAAAGUAAAGGAAAAAAUUGAUAAGAAAGGAUCUUAUUUUCAUUUGGUUGCCUGGUCUCUACCAUUAAUUUUAACCAUCACAACAAUGGCUCUUGGUGAAAUUGAUGGUAAUAGUGUCGCUGGAAUAUGCUUUGUUGGUUACUUGAACCAUACUGCAAGAUAUGGUUUGCUUCUUGCUCCACUUUCGGUAGCUGUGGUGGUUGGAGGUUACUUCUUGAGUAGAGGUUUGGUAACUCUCAUAAGGCUGAAAAUUGGGAGCCAUGAUAUAAUUUCUCCAACAGCAAGUGCAAAAAUUAGGGAAACCAUUGUUCGAAUGGGACUUUUUUCCCUCUUCCUUCUUGUACUGGUAUUAGUUACAUUCACCUGCCAUGUCUAUGAAUACAGAAAUCAGGCUAAGUGGAAUUAUAGUUUCAGAAAGUAUAUUGUCUGCAAGAUUAUUGGUGGUGGUUCUGUCAAUAAUGGAAACAAGGACAAGUGUCGAAUGGAGUCCCGUCCGAGCUUAGCAAUAAUGCAACUUCAUGUACUUACUGUGUUUGCUGCUGGAAUAGUAAUGUCAUCAUGGAUCUGGACAGGGUCUACAAUACAUACGUGGAAGAGAUUUCUAAGAAGAGUGCUUAAUAAUGGUUAUGAGGAGCCAGUAAGACUGAAAAAGCAUAAAGUCAUUGCACAAGCCUUUGCAAAACGAAAAGCUCUCAAUAAUGAUGGUCGGCUAUCAUUAAGCUUUCAUAGCACACAUGAAGAUCCAGUGGGCUUGAACUUCGAUGUGAAUAGCAUGGCAUCCCAGGACUUAAGUUCAACAUGGGCUGCUGCUCUUCCCAAACUGAUGACACGACGUGGUGCCUUGAUUGGUGCAACAACUGGAUCCAUGUCAAGUCAGAGAAGAAACUCUUUUGAUUCUGAAAUUAGUUACAGCGUCCGAAAGGUGUCGGUAGAGUCACGUCGCCAUUCGUUGGAUUCACAAGUUUCGGUUCAAAUAGCAGAAGUAACAGCAACUCGGAAAACAAGAGCAACACCACUUCCUACAGUUAAUGUAACAAGAGGACGAACACAUCGCAGUAAGCGACGAAGGAGAGACUUUACUCGAUGCAGAGUUGGAACAAGAAUGGGGCCCCUUGUGGUUAGGAAAGGCAGUUCAUCAUCUCAGGAGAGUCAGCUUGGUGCUCAGAUUUUAACUGCUCUAACAAUUGGUAAUUCUGAUAUAUCAUCAAUGGUCCCCAACCUUAUGAAGCGAAGAGAGGCUAGUGCAGGCCUUGAUGGUUUAAAGCUAAUGCUGCCCUUACCUUCUGCUUUACUAGGGCAGAGCAGUUGUGGAUCUGAAGAAGAUUUAAGUGACUGUAAAAAGUGUGAUGAAAUAGAAUGUGAGGUGCUAGAUGGCGUUCAAAGUGACAAAAAUGAAGCAUUUAAGGACACCAUUGUGGACACCACAGAUGAAACGGAGAAUAAGAAAGACUACAAGUUUAAAGAAAAUGAAGAUGAAGUGCAAGAUAAAAAAGCUUGUUCUUGUGGGUCAGGCAUUGUGAAUAAAGAUAAUGAGUUGUCUACAAAUAAGGAUACUAGUGUUAUAGCAGUUGCCAAUCAAAGCAGUUUCUGUGAUCUCCCCACCACAAUGAGGACAAAAGGUGCUGUUACAAGCUCAUCAUACAAUAAAAAUCAGCUUUACAUGAGUACUAACAUUCCAGAUGAUAUAAAAUUAAGUGAGAUUUCAGAUGACGAUGCAAACUUUUUAGGAGCAUCAUAUGAUGACGCAACAUCGUACUGUCCUGAGUUACAGCGGUUGGCCGGAUCACUUUCUGAUGCAUCUGUGUUCACACACCACACACUGGGUGGUAGUAGGGUAAGGACUGUUGGUGUUGGCCCUUGUACUGUGGGUGGUAAUACUAGGAUACAUGUGAGAAGUCGUGAAGUUGGUACUCAAACAACACCUUCUGAAGAUAUUGGUAUGUGUGAAUUGAACAGCCGUGGUAGUACUUACAGCAGUGGCUCUGGUGUAAAUCAAGGCACUCAGGUAAGCUUUGGUCCACAACGUGAGAAUAGUGUGAAGCCCUACAAGGGCAGUGAAAAACUGGAGAGUCUUACUGGUCUUGCAGCUAAGGGAUUAAACUACAGCUACAACAUGAGCAAACUUGUUGAGGAACUUGCUGAAAUUGCUGCUGGGCAUCCGUUACAAUUAGACCAUAGAAAAACGUGUUGAGUGCAACAUGUUACAUAUUAGGAUGACAUAAAAAUGUUCUGAACAUAUUUCUGAUGUAAAUGGUCAGAAUCCUUUUGUAGCAGAAGUUUUAUUCUGCUGCUUACUGCUGUUAUGGGGCUUCCUUUCACUGCCAAUGCAAAUAGCAUAUUAUUUUGAUACUAUACUUUUUCCUUGUGCCAUAAUCAUACUUUUCAUAUUGAUUUGACUUCUUCUGUAGAAGAAAAUGAAAACACUUUUAUAAAUUUGACAGGCAUUGUGCUUCAGAAAUAUUUUAAAGACGGAUAUAUUUUUCUGUUGUUCUGAAAAGUAAUUUGUACAUAGUUUUUUGUACAGCUCUAUCAUGCCAAUGUAAACUUGUAAUUAGCUCUUAUACAUGAACUGGAGCUCAUAAAAUGUGAUGUGUAAAUAAUGCAUGUCACUAUGCAUAUAAGUAGAUUUAAGAAGACAAAAAAUUCUUAUAUAGAAGCUGUUAUUUAUUUUUGUUAGUGUAUUAUUCAGUGACUGUCAUCUUUCAUCAGGUGAUAGUGUGUUGCUGUUAUGUAGCAGAUUUACAUGCUUACUGAAAAAAAUCUGCUAGAUCUCUUGGUGCCUCUACAUAACAGCUCUGUUCUGGAGCAAGAAACUGCACUAACGGUGUUAUUAUUAAAAUCACCCAAUUAUAUUUGCUGAAUUAAAACUGCAACAUUUCAAAAGA